UACAAGCAAUUUUGAAGGUAUUUUAUAAAAGUUUGGUCAAAUUAACGUUGCAUACGUUUAAAUUUUAAUUGCAACUCAUCUGCGUUUGAGGUCGGUUGGUUAUUUAAUCGCUGAAGACUUUGCAGAAGCUAAACCAAGAUGACUUUGGGAACAUACAACAGACAUCAAGCAGCACGAAAGAAGCACGCGGCAUUAGCAGCUGCUUUUCCUCAAGGUAUAAGAUGUCAAAAGUGUCUUGAAUACGGCCAUUGGAGCUACGAAUGCACGGGAAAGCGCAAGAUCCUCGUGCGUCCUUCCCGCUCUCAGAUAAUGAAGAAAAAUCUGAAAGAAAAGGAAAAGAAUUCCUGCAGUGAUGGCAAAUGCAAAAUACCCACAAAGAAGCAGAAGGCAUCGUCUGACUGCUCAGACUGCUCUGACGACAGCUCUUCAGACUCAUCGUCAGACAGUGGUAGCUCAUCAUCAAGCAGUGAUGACAGCAGUGACUCUGAUGACAGCGACAGUGAGAGCGACAGCAGCAGUGACUCUGACUCAUGCAGUGACUGCUAAAUUAGUGUAAGCACCUAAACCUAUUUAAAGUUUAAAAGAUCUUGAGCUUUCCUCUACACAUUUAAAAUUCUUUGUUAAUUGUUUUUAUAUUUCAUGUGUACCUAAUAAGUUUGUAAAUUUUAAUUUUUGAUUGCUCAAUUUUCAUUUCAAUUCUUAAACUUUAUGUAGGUUAUUUUUAUAUGAUUUCAAUGCUGGUCAUUUAAAAUAGCUUAAGUCAUAAUAUCUAGAAUUAUUCAUAAAUGGUAUUUUUUUUGUAAAUGUAAUAUCUUAUUAUUGUAAAAUUACUAAUAAACAAUUUUUAACAUGUGACUGAUUGUAUAAUUGUGAAAAUUAAUAUUAAUCUGGUAUAUUGUUUAUUGGUAAUUUGGCUGAAAUAAUUAUUAUAAUUAUUGUAACAUGUUAGAAUAUAAAAGAUAGUAUCAUAGUGGGUGUUUUUGAUAGAAAACGGAAUCUUAUUUACUGUUGGUGUCAAUUUAUUAUUUUUAACUCUUCAAAUCCUCCUACGAAUUCUGACUUGAAUUAAAAUUAGAUGAUUCCUUGUGUUUUAUUCUCAAUAAAUGAAAUUGGAAGUUAUUGUCACAGAUAUUUUAAAAAAUAAAUACUAAAUGAUUA
Aricia agestis (brown argus) is the source of this 1158-nucleotide messenger RNA. RefSeq names its product zinc finger CCHC domain-containing protein 10. Gene Ontology annotation, molecular function: nucleic acid binding; zinc ion binding. The coding region runs from base 139 to 546 and encodes 135 amino acids. The record is from RefSeq and is a predicted model, not a curated record. The transcript has 3 exons. NCBI's taxonomy places the organism in Eukaryota, Metazoa, Arthropoda, Insecta, Lepidoptera, Lycaenidae.